Molecule: messenger RNA, 429 nt
Organism: Emiliania huxleyi CCMP1516
Lineage: Eukaryota; Haptophyta; Isochrysidales; Noelaerhabdaceae
Exons: 2
Coding region: 1-429 (142 amino acids)
Source: RefSeq, a predicted model, not a curated record
AUGCGGAGGAGGCGGCGCUGGCGCGUCGGCGAGUCGACCGGCGGCGGCGGGGACUUGCAGCGGCGUGUCGAUCAGCUGGAGGCGAGCCUCGGCGCCGCGACCGAGGGUAGCCUCGAGGAGCGGGUCAGCGCCAUCGAGCGCUUGAUCGGGCCAGAGGCGGCAGAGGCGGCGGAGCAGCAGCUGCCAGUCACUGAGCCGUUUGCUGCCGUCUCACUAGCGGACGCCGGCCUCGACACGGGGCGGCCAGCUGCCCCCGAGUCCACCAUGGGGGGUGAGACGUCGUGCAUCAUAUGCUUCGAGCGGCCGAAGUCUCACCUCGCGGUGCCGUGCAGCCACUUGUGCGUCUGCGGUCCAUGCUCCGGGCUGAUGCGAGAGUGCCCGUAUUGCCGCGAGCCGGUGAUGAUGUGGCUCGCCCCGCGACCCGUGUGA